UGACAAUCUGUCAGUCUCGCUCUCAUCCUCAUUUGAAUUUCAUUACAAUACUUUUUUUUUCUCAUUUCUUAUCAAACUAUUGACUUGAAGCGUUGUGUUGUGUUGCUAUAGGAAACUUUGUUAUUACAUGGAAAAUGUCUGAAAUUGAAAAGUUUUUUAAGCAAGCUGCUAUGCAAGUAGGUGCUGGCGGCAGUGCAGGAUUUGUAGAAGUUUGCAUUAUGCAUCCACUGGAUUUAGUCAAAACAAGGUUACAAGUGCAAGCUACUGUGUCAACAAGAUCAGCAUUAGAUCCACAUUACUACACUGGUGUAGCUGAUUGUAUGAAGAAAAUGUAUCGGCAUGAAGGUUUCACUUCAUUUUAUAAAGGUAUUUUACCACCUAUCCUGGCGGAAACUCCAAAAAGAGCAGUGAAAUUUUUAACUUUUGAACAAUAUAAACAGUUUUUUAUGUUUGGCUCCAGUCAUCCCACUCCUUUAACAUUUUCCCUUGCUGGUCUUGGAGCUGGUAUUACAGAAGCAAUUCUUGUGAAUCCAUUUGAAGUAGUGAAAGUGACAUUGCAAGCAGACAAGUCAUUAAAAAGUGAGUUGCCAAGCACAUGGGCUGUUACCAGGAAGAUUGUGAGGGAAAACGGUCUCGGUUUUCGAGGCCUUAAUAAAGGGGUGACAGCGACGAUAGCAAGAAAUGGUGUCUUCAAUAUGGUCUAUUUUGGUUUCUACCACAGCGUGAAAGGCCUCGUGCCAGAAAGCAAAGAUCCACUAAUGGAGUUCGGUCGGAAAGUUCUCAUUGGCUUUACAUCUGGUGUACUUGGAUCGGUUAUCAAUAUACCAUUUGACGUCGCAAAAAGCCGCAUACAGGGCCCUCAGCCUGUACUUGGGGUUGUGAAAUAUAGAUCUACCACUGGAGCCAUUGUGCUGGUUUACAGAGAAGAAGGAUUCCGCGCGCUCUAUAAGGGUUUGCUUCCUAAGGUGCUUCGAUUAGGCCCGGGUGGUGCAAUUAUGCUUGUCGUCUACGAUUACGUAUACAACUUUUUAGAAACACGUUUUAGUGUGUGAUUUCUAUACAGAUAUAUUUUAUUUACCUAUGACCUGGUGCUAUGUACAUUACAUCGCUUUUAUUUAGUCAGUACUUUAUCUUAUCUAACUAAGUAAUAAAACAUAAGCUAACUAUAUAUUUUUGGAUAAUAUUGUAACAAAAAUAUGUAUCGUAACUAGUUGUCAGUAAAUAAAUAUUUGAUUGUUACUAAUAUCACUAGAUGUGAAGGAUUUACAGGGACUUCAUUGCAUACUGUAGUCUCUUUACUAAUUGAUUUGAAUUGUAUUUUAAUUACUUUCCACAACGUUUUAUGUUGAUUUUAAACUGAUACAGAGAAUCUAAUUAUAAAUUAAGUUUUACUGUAAUAGCUCUGUGAUAUAUGAAACAAUAAGUAGACAUAAGUUAAUUAGGUACAUCACAUAUCAUAAAUUCAAAUGAAAAUGUAAAACCUUUAUCAAGUUUCAAAUUAUUUUAAACAUUAUAAUUGUACAUAAAUAAGUACACACAGUGAUCAAUGUAUUUAUAUAUUGCAUUUGUAUGUUGGCAUUUGAUUUUGUAUAAUUAUAUAAUGUUAUUAAUUUUAUGAAACUAGCAGCAGCCAAAUAUUUUGUAUAAUUUUGUUGUUAUAUUGACUAUAAUUA
Molecule: messenger RNA, 1673 nt
Organism: Plodia interpunctella (Indianmeal moth)
Lineage: Eukaryota; Metazoa; Arthropoda; Insecta; Lepidoptera; Pyralidae
Exons: 4
Coding region: 135-1052 (305 amino acids)
Biological process (GO): transmembrane transport
Source: RefSeq, a predicted model, not a curated record